UUUCGUAGGAGGCAGCUUGAGGAUCUCAGAAGUCACUCAACACUGUUCCCUAUGCUGGCACUGGCUUCUCGUGCCCUUGACCAACUCCCACAGUGACCUCACAUCCCAAAGGAAGGGGAUGGUACUGACCCUCCUUGCCCCAGCGUUGGUCUUGGCUCCAGCACCUGUAAAGCUAUGAAAUGCCUCCAGACUGUCCUCGUGUGUUUUCUCUCCACAUUCCUGCUCUCCAGCAGCUUUGCCUGUUACUCACAGCUUCUCCCAAACCCCCUCAGAAUCCACGUGCUCUUGCCUUUCCAGUUACCUUCCAACCGCACUAGGUACUGGCUAUGCCAACCCAUUCGAGAUCCUCCAGGUCCCAGAGUAAGACGCCAUCCACACCUUGAGGAGUUUGCCUGAAAGCAAUAUGGUUAAUAGGGCGGAAAAGUGCCUUCCUGCAAUGUGAAACGUGCCAGCACCAACACCAGCAGGAGCAUGGUGAAAGCAGGCUCUCCAGGGACCAGAAGACAUGUGGCACUGGGACACUCUGGAGCAACAACCAGCAAAGCAGGCUGGAUGCAGGAUACCUGGUGCAGAGGAUUCCAGGGCAAGGUGACUAUCUGGGAGGGACUGGGAAUUCCUGUGUCCCUCUGGCUGGAGUCUGAAGAAGGAAAUGUCUGUUUAGACAUGCCCAGCACACAGGAUUGCCUUAGCUUUGUGAACCGCUGCCCUCCCUCUGCCUGCUGAGCACAUGAUGCCCAAAAAACCACCCAGGCACCUCCCAACACUGACAAAAUCAGUUUUUCCUGGUCAGAAAAUUCCUAAUCCUCCAGAAGCUGUUCAGAUUUCCCCGCAAUGUCCCCCUCAGGGCCGAAAGCAUUUCCCCAUUCCCCAAGGGUGAAAAGGGAACUUACAGAGAAUAUGAUUUCAUAACAGCAAAAUCCUUGGGGUUAGAGUGAAAGGAGCACUUGGGCUAGUGCGAGGGAGAAGUGUGGGCACCGUAUCUGUUUUCAUGUCAAGGUAAGAGAAGGAUCUGCAACACCUAUGAUUGGUAAGGUGAGAUUUUGAAGAAAUACCAGGGACUUCCAGAGCACAGUGAGCACCAGCAGGACCAAACUGGCUCGAGAAAGGUGAAAGCUGAACUAUAUCACUGUGGUGAGACCAGUCUGACUUCGGUUUCUCACCUAAUGGCAAAGGACCUCAGCUUUACCUAUGGAGUCUUGCAGCACUUAGCCAUCAGUCAUAUGGCAGGGCCCCACGGUGCUGCCACCUUGCCCCACACAGCACCAACAUCUGGCCCCAACAGCAGGUGCUGCUUUAUCAGGUUUUAUUACCUCCACUUUUGGGGUCCCAUGAUGUGUAUAACCAAAAUCCAGGGACUUAACAGGGACUUUCUCUCAUUGCAGUGCCCUGGGUAGAAAAAGACCAAGCUCAGAGACCAGGUUCAUCUCUGUCAUGUGCCACCUGGGACUGGAGCCAGAGGGAGUGUGAUCUUACAUAGGACGGCAGUACCAAGCCUCAGUGCUGGUUGGUCCCGGCCCUUGGAGGGUGCACUGAGGCUGUCUCAAAGCUCAGGACUGGUGUGUGCAGUGGGUCUUUCCAGCAGAUCAUAUGGGGGAAAGAUCCAGAGAAAUACACCUUGUGACAAGCAUGUGCAAGAAAUGGGAAAUGCUACACCAGGAAAUGCUACAUCAGGCCAGCUCCUGUUCAAGCAGGCACGAGUUCCCUGGCUGCAUCACCUGUGCCAGCUGUAAGCUGGUCCCUGCAAUGAAACAGGCAUUUCUGCAGCUGAUACCCAUGCCCAGUGCUAGCUCACGGACGUGCAGAUAUCAGUUUGCUCACAGCACCAGACAAACUCCACUUUUGGGCUGUCUGGGAGACAGACAGCGGACUUUAACUCAUUUUCUUGGCCUGGAGAGGCAAACUGCUGUGAAAGUUGGUUAUGCUGUUUUCAGGAACCUGGAAUUAGCAGUAAAUAUCAGCGCAUUAGUCCUGACCUGGACAGCCCAGCAACAGAGUCAAAGCCAAGUCCUUCAGCUGUCCCUCCUGCCCCCAUGCACUUUGGGGUGCUGGAGGCAACAGAAAGCCCAAUGCCAACUACAGAGUGGGGUGUGAAGUGUUGACAAGCUAAAGACAGCCCCAUGCUGAGUUAUAUCCUGCUCUUACCACAUGCUUCCUAAUGGGUGUGUUGGGUUUAGGGCUGUUUCUCAAGUUUGAGUGGCAGGGAUGCAGACUGGACUGUGGUGGAGGGAGCCCUGGCCCUGCAGCGCAGCACCUUCCUGCAGCAGGAGAGAAGUUGCUUCAACACAAUGACUCUGAAAUGUGCUUGCAGGCUGCGUGCUGAGAGCCCUUCCAUGUGUCCCUUUCUGCUCACCCUCUCUCUCUGCAGUUAUGAAACCCCAGCAGCUGCGGAUGCUCUGACUGAGCAUGGGUCAGCAAGAUGGUCUGUCUGUAAGAAAAGGGGCUGAAGCUGUGAAGUUGGUGUCUAGGGGCAGCAUUUCCACACAUUCAGUCCCAGCGCAGCCUUUGGCUGGGUCUGCUCCAGGCUAGUGAGAAGUGUCCACACCCUUGACUGACAUAUGUACAUCUGGAAUCUUGGUUAUUGCAGAAUCCUGGCUGUCCUUGGGCUCCGGAGACACAGGAGGCAGACAGCUGAGACUUUCACUCUUUCUGGGUCAAGGAAGAUGUAUUUUUUAAAGCUGCUUGCACAGAAAAUAAGCAGAAAUUACAAUCAGCCUAUGCCAAUCCCUUAUGUCCCUUACUAAUAUUCUGCCUUUGUGAUUCCUGCCAGCCCGUUACAGGGAUGAGCUACUACACGCUGAGCAGACACAUGUAUUUGCUUUGUGAUCCAGUGGUUUUCCUGAAGAUGCCAAAGGCGCUGCUAUUAACAGCUGUACCCACCACUCCCCAGCCCGCUGUGAAUUGCGCCGAAACCGCCUUUGUUCCCCUCCCCGGGGGGCAGGACCGCGUCGCCCGCGGCUAUAAAAGGGGGCGGCGGCUCCAGCCCCGGUCCCGGCCAUGGGCCGCCCCACCGCCGCCGCCGCGCUGCUCUGCCAGCUGGGGCUCUCCGCGGCCAUCCAGUGGCUCGGGCUGACGGAGAGCGGCAGCGGGGUGGCCUGGAAUGAGAGCCACCACUGCCGGCUGCUCGCCGGGCUGGUGCCCGACCAGUUCCAGAUGUGCCGCAGGAACCUGGAGGUCAUGCCCAGCAUCGUCCGGGCCGCACGCCACACCAAGAGCAGCUGCCAGAAGACCUUUGCAGACAUGAGGUGGAACUGCUCCUCCAUCCAGCGAGCACCCAGCUUUGGCCCUGACCUGCUGAGAGGAACCCGGGAAUCCGCCUUUGUCUAUGCGUUGGCUGCCGCUGCCAUCACACACUCCAUCGCCCAGGCCUGUGCCUCAGGAGAGGUCCCUCUCUGCUCCUGUGGCUCCGUCCCCUCGGAGGUCCCCGGGCCGGACUUCAGAUGGGGUGGCUGUGGGGACAACCUGAGCUAUGGCCUCCAGCUCGGCGCUGCUUUUGCUGACAGUCCCUUAAAAUCCAGCAAGCUGGGGACACAAGCGCUCAAGGCCAUGAAUCUGCAUAACAGUGCGGUGGGUCGGCAGGUGCUGAGUGACUCCCUGGAUACCAAGUGUAAAUGCCAUGGUGUUUCAGGCUCCUGCUCAGUGAAGACCUGUUGGAAGGGACUGGCAAAGUUGGAUGAAAUAGCCUCUGACCUCAAGUCCAAGUACCUGGCAGCCAUCAAGGUAACCCACCGGCUCAUAGGGCCCAGGAAGCAGCUGAUACCCAAGGAAAUGGAGGUCAGGCCAGUGGAAGAGACAGAUCUGGUUUAUCUCAUCAACUCUCCUGACUACUGCACACCAAAUCUUCACCUGGGGUCUCUGGGGACACAGGAUAGGCGGUGCAACAAGACCUCCGUGGGCAGCGACAGUUGCAACCUUCUGUGCUGUGGCCGCGGCUACAACACCUACACGGAGGAGGUGGUGGAGAGGUGUCACUGUAAAUAUCACUGGUGCUGCUACGUGGUGUGCAAGAAGUGUCGGCGGAAGGUGGAAAGAUACGUCUGUAAAUAACACCAGAGGCGUCGUGGCAGGCAGGAGAACUCUUGCACUGGUAUCCUCUGGAGAUGAUACAGCUGGAGACCAAAUGCCAACCACGAGGGGUGCUCCAAGCUGUGGCAAGAAGGGGGCUAUGCGGGAAACCUGGGCUCCAGCAUUACCAUGGAAGAACUCAGACUGAGAGAUGCCAGGAAGCCUAAGGCCGGAGGCCGACCUCUGCUCCACCUCUCCAGAGCAAGACAAAGGGCUGCCCUCCUGCAGCUGAUCAGGAGCGUCCAACCCUCUGUCUCCAGCUGGGGACAAACCAUUUAUCACUCCACAUGCACAGGCCCUUUUCUCCAGGGGUGAAUGGGGAGUCUGGGCUGCCAUUGUCUCUUUGCAGGAGGUUUCUGACAGUGGCCUGAAAGCCAGGAGUGAUGGAUGGGAAAGGGGGUAGUGAGUCCAUUGGGAAAAGGCUGGAGGGGAAGAAAGCUGCUUUGGGUGAGGGGGUCAUGGGCAACUCCUCUGGGGGUAGGUUUCUGCUGCAGGCUCACCCAAUACUACUGAUUGUUCCUCCUCAGGGGCAAACACUGGUCCAGUGCCCUUUGCAGCAUCUGAAAUGAAGACCAGGCUUGACACAGGCAGGACCAGUUACUGCUUCAGGAAACAGAACUCAUUGAUCCUCCCCACGACUUGCAUGGAGAUUACUGCUGCUCUCAGUGCUAACUAAAGAUAGCAGACACACCUAGGGACAGCAGUGGUCCUGGAGACUGCUGAAGCAGGGCAGCAUGGCAAAACUGCACCCAGCAGCCAUGGCAGCACUAUAGCUUCUGCCCUGUGGGCUUGUGUUGGAGGUGGAAGGCCACUCAGUGCAUGGCAUACUCAUGGCUUGUCCUUCCUGCCGCCCUUUCAUUUAGACCACUAAGGUCUUCAGCCCACUUCUUCCAUCCCCUUAAUACCAGGCGUGCUGGCACUCUGGCCUGGAGAGAGGACACAACUGGGGUAAUAAGAAUGAACCUUUAGUCUCUAUACUUAAUGUAAGUGGGAUUCUGGUGGGUGUUUUAUAAAUAAAUGUUUUACAUCUUA
Messenger RNA from Strigops habroptila (Kakapo), 5094 nucleotides. RefSeq names its product protein Wnt-11b-like. Lineage: Eukaryota; Metazoa; Chordata; Aves; Psittaciformes; Psittacidae. The transcript has 9 exons. Bases 2995 to 4044 code for a protein of 349 amino acids. Gene Ontology annotation, biological process: cell fate commitment; canonical Wnt signaling pathway; multicellular organism development. The record is from RefSeq and is a predicted model, not a curated record. Gene Ontology annotation, cellular component: extracellular region. Gene Ontology annotation, molecular function: cytokine activity; frizzled binding.